AUGCCCAAAGAGUCACGACAGCAACGCAUCGACCGCUACAUACUAUCGGCUGACCCCAAGGUGGCCAAAGCCAACGAUGUGGACGACAGCACCAAACGGUUCAAAUAUCUUUUAGGACUUACCGACCUUUUUCGCCACUUUAUUGAUAUCAACGCCUCCAAAGAUCCCAAAUUCAAGAAACUCGUCAAGCAGAUCGACUCGCAAAUCGAGUUUGAACAGCCUAACAAAAAGAAGAAACAGCGGAGACGCAAAACUGAAAAAGAAGAAGACGCCGAAUUGUUGGAAGAUGAAGAACAUAUUGACGACGACGAGUCCCAUCUGACCAUCAUCACGGAAUCCCCGCUGUAUAUCAAGGACGGAACCUUGCGUGAGUACCAGAUCCAGGGGUUGAACUGGCUCAUCUCCUUGUACGAAAACCGACUCAGCGGCAUACUCGCCGACGAAAUGGGGUUGGGAAAAACUCUUCAAACGAUUGCAUUUCUCGGGUAUCUUCGCUACAUCAAAAAUAUCGACGGCCCCUUCAUUAUAAUUGUGCCCAAGUCGACUUUGGACAACUGGAGACGAGAGUUCGCCCGGUGGACCCCAGAAGUCAAGGCGGUGGUUCUACAGGGAAACAAAGACGACCGGGCGGAAUUCAUCAAAAAUUGCCUUUUGCAGGCGGAUUUCGACGUUUUAAUCACCUCGUUUGAAAUGGUGAUGCGUGAAAAGUCCCAGCUCAAGAAGUUCAGAUGGCAGUAUAUUGUGGUGGACGAGGCUCAUCGAAUAAAGAACGAAGACAGUUCGUUGUCGCAAAUCAUCCGGUUGUUUUACUCGAAAAAUAGGCUCCUCAUAACCGGUACUCCCCUCCAAAAUAAUCUCCACGAACUCUGGGCUUUGCUCAAUUUUCUCCUUCCUGAUGUUUUCGGCGACUCCGAGGUGUUCGACGAAUGGUUCGAAAGCCAGGGCUCGAAGGAAGAAGGUAACCAAGACAAAGUUGUCCAGCAGUUGCACAAAGUGUUGAGUCCAUUUCUUCUUCGGCGUGUAAAAUCGGACGUGGAAACUUCGUUGCUUCCCAAAAUAGAAACCAACGUCUACUGUGGAAUGACAGAAAUGCAAAUUCGAUGGUACAAAAAACUCUUGGAAAAAGACAUCGAUGCAGUCAAUGGCGUUGUAGGUAAAAGAGAAGGUAAAACAAGACUUCUCAAUAUAGUGAUGCAGUUGAGAAAAUGUUGCAACCAUCCAUAUUUAUUCGAUGGAGCAGAACCUGGCCCACCAUAUACUACCGACGAACACUUGGCGUACAAUUCUGGCAAAAUGAUAAUAUUAGACAAAAUGUUGAAAAAGUUUCGUGAACAAGGCUCUCGUGUGUUAAUUUUUUCUCAGAUGUCACGUUUACUAGACAUUCUCGAGGAUUACUGCUACCUACGUGACUACGAAUAUUGUCGUAUCGACGGCUCCACUGCACAUGAAGACAGAAUUGAAGCCAUUGAUCUGUACAAUGCUCCCGACCUGGACAAGUUCAUUUUUCUAUUGACGACCAGAGCCGGUGGUCUUGGAAUCAAUUUAACAAGCGCGGACAUUGUGAUUCUUUACGACUCUGAUUGGAAUCCCCAAGCUGAUUUGCAAGCCAUGGACAGAGCCCACAGAAUCGGUCAAAAGAAGCAGGUUCAUGUGUAUCGAUUUGUGACAGAAAAUGCAAUCGAAGAAAAGGUUUUGGAGAGAGCCGCGCAAAAGCUAAGAUUGGAUCAAUUGGUUAUCCAACAAGGUCGACAAGUAACCAAUGCUAAUGCCAUAGGGAACUCCAAGGAUGAUUUGCUCGGUAUGAUCCAGCAUGGUGCCCAGAAAGUUUUCGAGUCUCAGAGCGGCUCUUCUUUGUUAGACGAUGACAUCGAAGCGGUCUUACGAAGGGGUGCUGAAAAGACGGCGAAUUUGAAUGCUAAAUUUAACACUUUGGGCUUGGAUGAUUUGCAAAAUUUCACUUCGGACUCAUCUGCGUACACAUGGAAUGGCCAGAAUUUUGCAAAGAAAGAUCAUUCUAAUGGAUUGGGACUAACCUGGAUCAACCCAUCCAAGCGAGAAAGAAAAGAACAGACGUAUUCUAUCGACAGUUACUACAAGGAUAUGUUGAAAACCACCCAGAAAGGUAAUGGAAAAUCUCUCACUAAUACCAAAGUCAGAGCUCCAAAAGUCUAUAAUGUGCAAGAUCACCAGUUCUUUCCUGAAGGUUUGAAGGAGUUGUUGGAAAGAGAGCAGCUUUCUUUCAAGAAGGAAAUUGGCUACCGUUUCAGUCUAGACGAAUUUGGCGAUAGCGAUGAAGAGUUUUUAGCAGAUGAGUUCAAAAAGGAUGGGUUGUCACGCGAAGAGAAGCGGAGAAUGGAGCAGGAAAAGAUUGACAAUGUGGUACCACUAACUGAGGAAGAAGUCGAGUUGAAGAAUAAAUUGUUGGAGCAGAGCUUUCACAAUUGGACCCGUCGUGAUUUCACAAACUUUAUACAUGCUUCAGCGAAGUAUGGAAGAACUUCAUAUGACAAGAUCGCACAAACUUUGGGCAGCAAGACGCCCGAGGAUGUCGAGAGAUACCUGAAAAAGUUUUGGGAGUCGUAUUCGUUAAUUGACGGAUACGAAAAGUAUAUUUCGCAGAUUGAAAGCAGUGAAAAGAAGUUUGCAAAAUUGCUGAACCAAUGGAGAUUGCUCAAUCUCAAGCUUGACCCGUUGGAUGAUCCCUUGGAGGACCUCAAAAUCCAAUAUCCCCCUAACAACUCCAAGCGAAUUUACUCGAAACUUGAAGACCGGUUCAUCUUGUACUGUGUUCAUAAAAUUGGUCUUUUCAGUGAAAACUUGGCGGAUAGAAUCAAGGAAGAAAUAGCAAAGAGCGAUUUGUUCAAAUUUGAUUGGUAUAUCAGAUCCCGUACUCCGCAAGAGUUGGGAAGGAGAGUGAACACGCUUCUUCUUGCCAUAACGAGGGAACUUGAAGGACCGGCAAAUUUGAGAAAGAAAGGAAAGCUCAGCAACUCCAAUAGUAGUUCGCGAGUCGGCUCGGUAGAACCUUCUGGGAAUGGAACAGCCAAUGGAAACAAACGUUCCAGGGAGGUAACUGCGGGUCCUGACAAGAGAAAAAAGGUUUAA
Messenger RNA from Meyerozyma guilliermondii ATCC 6260, 3105 nucleotides. RefSeq names its product DNA translocase (gene ISW2). Gene Ontology annotation, biological process: regulation of transcription by RNA polymerase II; nucleosome organization. Bases 1 to 3105 code for a protein of 1034 amino acids. Gene Ontology annotation, cellular component: nucleus; chromatin. The record is from RefSeq and is a predicted model, not a curated record. NCBI's taxonomy places the organism in Eukaryota, Fungi, Ascomycota, Pichiomycetes, Serinales, Debaryomycetaceae. The transcript has a single exon. Gene Ontology annotation, molecular function: ATP-dependent chromatin remodeler activity; ATP hydrolysis activity; DNA binding.